CUGUACCCAGAUGUUGAAAACAUUGCUCAGAAACUUGCAGUUUGCGAGGUUCACAGUGCUGCACUGAACAAACUCUAUAGGACCGAAAUGGACUGGUAUGGAAUUCUUCAGACAGAGAAACUCUCCGAAGAAGCAGUCAUUAGAAAACAGUACAGAAAGCUGGCACUACUACUUCAUCCCGAUAAAAAUAAAUUUGCUGGUGCAGAAGCUGCUUUCAAGUUGAUUGGGGAAGCCAAUGGGGUGUUGAAUGACCAAACAAAGCGAAUUUUACAUGAUAUGAAAGUUAGAGCCCAUUUACAAGAAAUGAAAGUCAAAGGCAAUUUGAAAGUCGUGGUACCUAACACCUCAUCUCAUCACUCAAAUGGGAAUGUGUUUGCUGCAAAUCAAGUUCCAAAUGCUACAAAACAUCGGAAAAAUAUUUCUUCAAAUGUCCCUUGUGAUCCUAAUCUGAAGCUUCAGACAUUCUGGACAGCUUGCAAUCACUGUAAUACCAGGUUCCAGUUCUACAUAUAUGUUAAGAAUAGAGCCUUAGUCUGUCAAAAUUGUAAGAAAAGCUUUAUAGCUUUUGGUAUAAGUCAACAGACUACCUCAUCAUAUGUACCAUUUGGUGCCCCGAAAGUGGUUCCUACGCAGGUUCCACCAAAUCCAGGGUCUACAAGUAAAGAUGAAAAACCCCUUGGCGGUGGAAGCAACCUACAGCAUGCCAUGAGUAAACCAAAACAUAAAUUGUAA
Molecule: messenger RNA, 732 nt
Organism: Lathyrus oleraceus (garden pea)
Lineage: Eukaryota; Viridiplantae; Streptophyta; Magnoliopsida; Fabales; Fabaceae
Exons: 1
Coding region: 88-732 (214 amino acids)
Source: RefSeq, a predicted model, not a curated record